Molecule: messenger RNA, 792 nt
Organism: Trichoderma gamsii
Lineage: Eukaryota; Fungi; Ascomycota; Sordariomycetes; Hypocreales; Hypocreaceae
Exons: 1
Coding region: 1-792 (263 amino acids)
Source: RefSeq, a predicted model, not a curated record
AUGACGCAGUACGACUCUAUCGGCUCAUCUUAUAAUGUUAUCGAGAGCAAUCCGUAUCGAGCCAUAGAAAAAGAUAAUGUGCACUCAGCGAUUGAACCAUUUCUUAAGCCACACAUGUCUGUUCUCGAAUUCGGCUGCGGGACAGGGUUUUACUCGUCUGCUCUUGUAGAUUGGGGAGUGAAUCAUCUAACGAGCAUGGAUAUUUCAGCUGUGAUGCUUGAUGGCGCGAUGGCUCGGCUUCCAGCUGAAUUAUCUUCUGGAAAGGUGCGCUUUGAGAAAGGAGAUGGAGCAGUGCCAACUUCUUUCGCCCCAGACAAGAGUUCAGGCUAUUUCGACAUGGCAGUCGGCGCUUGGUUCCUCAACUAUGCAUCGGACAAAGCAACAUUAAUAAACAUGUUCAAGAACAUUUCCUUGAAUCUCAAACCAGAUGGCUUCUUUAUAGGAAUUGUUCCACAUCCUACUGAAGAGUUUGCCGAGCGAAUUAAAUCGUAUCAAAAGCCUCCUCUUAAUAGGCUUCUGCCGCGCAAUCAAUACACCGAAGAGCUUAGUUCAGGCGACGGGUGGACUUCUCGAGUGUUUUUAAGUGAGGACGGAGUGGACUUUAUGACUUGGCAUUUGAAGAGAAGCAUUUAUGAACAAGCAGCCCGUCUGGGCGGUAUGAAUGGGAGAUUCGAGUGGAGGCAUGAAGCUCUACCGCAGGAUGCGAGAGAAAUAUUCGGGUUGACAAAUGAAGAGUGGAAAGUUAGACUUGCAAACCCGCAUAUGGGAAUUUUACUUGUUUGGAAAAGCUGA